AUGAGGCUAUAUAUCGAAAGGCCUAUUUACCUUACCACCCGGCUCAAAUCCGACCAUGCGGCUCUCACCCACGGCAAUCUCACAUCUUCACAUCCCAAUGUUCAUAAAACACCACCCUCUCACCCAUCCCACCACCAUGACCCUUUCAACCACCACCGAUCAACUACCAACAAACUCCCCCAGAGCAUCAUGGCCAAACUCACCCUCCUCACCCUCCUAGGUCUGCUGACCCCAACAGCCCUCUCCCUCCGCCCCUCCCCAGGCUGCGGCAAAACCCCCGCCCUCGUAACCUCCUCCUCCACCACCACCCCCCUCCGAAUAACCUCCAACAACAAACAACGCGAAUUCUUCGUUCGCCUCCCCCAAAACUACAACUCCUCGACCCCCCACCGCCUAAUCUUCACCCUCCACGCCCUAGGCGGCACAGCCCAGCAAGUCAUCGCUGGCCAAGGGGGCUACCUCCCCUACUACGGCCUCCCCCCCCUAGCCAACUCCUCCACCAUCCCAACAGUCUUCGUAAUCCCCAACGGCCUCAACAACGGCUGGCAAAACUCCAACGGCGAAGACGUCACCUUCCUCCGCUCCGUCCUCUCCACCGUCGAGUCAGACCUCUGCGUCGACCAGGACCUCCGCUUCUCCACCGGCUUCUCCUACGGCGCCGCAAUGUCCUACUCGCUCGCCUGCUCGCUCGGGAGGGAGAUCAGGGCCGUGGCCGCGCUGAGCGGGAACCCCCAGAUCAGCGGGUGUGCCGCCGGCUCCGAGCCCGUCGCCUACUACGGCCAGCACGGGACGACGGACAACGUCUUGCCUCUGGCUCAGGCGAGGCAGAUGAGGGAUCGUUUCCUGAAAAAUAACGGUUGCGCCGCCCAGGCUGAGCCGCCCGUCCCGGCGGCGGGAAGUCAGGGGAAGGUCAAGACGGUGUAUACCGGUUGUUUGCCCGACAAGCCCGUCACGUUUGUCGUGUUUGACGGGGGCCAUGUUCCCACCCCCAGGGAGACAGGCGAGAGCGAGACUUUUGCGCACAAGGAGACUUGGGAGUUCUUUAGUCAGUUUACCUGA
Molecule: messenger RNA, 1059 nt
Organism: Podospora pseudopauciseta
Lineage: Eukaryota; Fungi; Ascomycota; Sordariomycetes; Sordariales; Podosporaceae
Exons: 1
Coding region: 1-1059 (352 amino acids)
Molecular function (GO): feruloyl esterase activity
Source: RefSeq, a predicted model, not a curated record